AUGUCUGUCUUGCUGGCGGACAUUGAUGCCACGUGUGCGGCGUUGGGCUACAGCGAUGGCCAGAAAUAUCAGGCGGAACCCGAUGCAGCCGAGGGUCUCAAGCACCUGAUUUGGAUCCUACGUCGGGAUCUGGACAACCACGAGUAUCGCCGCCAUUUGGGUCGCUCCAAGGUGCUCCAAACGGAUUUGGUUUACAUGCUGCCGGAUUAUGUGCACCACGAGGAGCUAUCCGACUUGCUGAUCCGCCUGCUGGUCAUCCUGACCAACCCCACGCUGCUGCUCUACAGGGAGGGUGCUCCCAAGGACAACCAUGGCCGCAAGGUGUUCAUGGAGCUCAUCGACAUCCUGCAGGGCUACAAGGCAGCCUUUGCCCGGGACAAAAUCUGGAGCUCCCUGUUCGAGAAGCUCAAGCAGGCGCUGGAAAUAGUUUUAUUGGAAGACAAUUCUAAACAAAGGGGCAGCAGUGAUAGUGAGGAGCUUUUGAGGGAUUCAGCGAACUAUUUCACCUGCCUGAUUUGCAUGCGCAUCGCCCGCACGCCCCGCGUGAGCUUCUGUGGCCACCACUUCUGCGCCUGGUGCAUCCGCAACUGGAUGAAGACAAAGGGUGCCAAGGCCAAGUGCCCCUAUUGUCUAUCCAGGAUCGGCGAGAAUACCCUCAUCACCGUUCGGCAUUCGAAGUCAUUGGAACGCUCGGUCUCGUGCCGCACCAUCGACGAGCAUCGACGUCGGAUGCUCAUGAGCGGCGAUUACAUCAGGGAACUGGCCAUUUUACCCGAGGCGGGCAUGUUCCUGCGCGGCUACAUCGAAUAUCCGCCAACACCGAUGCCCAGGAUCAAGCCCCUGCCGCCCCAGAUGCUCCGUCAGGUGUCCCUGAAUCCCACCCGGCGACAUUUCCUCAGCCCCACGGUCUUCCAGCGCGGGAUUACCUUCAUCAUCGUGCUGUUCCUAUUCGCCUUUGCCAUUCGCAGCGAGGAACAGAAUCUGCUGAUUGAACGCAUCCUGGUCCUGGUGCGGAAUGUCCUGCAGGUGCCAGCAAAUCCGGAGGCCGAGUGCCGGGCGGACAACGAUGCCAGUCUCCACGAUCAGGUCAUUUGGGCAUUGCACCAAACUGGAAUGUUGGAUCUGGUGCUAUUUGUGAUCUCCUCGCCGGAUGAGGAGCAGUUCCAUCUCCACGGACUGGAGAUUGUGUGCCUGCUUUUUAGGGAACAGAGUGCCGAAUCCCUAGCGGAUGCCUCCCUGCAGCGCAGUCUCAGCGAGAAGCAGCGGGAUCAGCAGGAACUUCUGGCGGCACGUCGCCGGGAGCGAGCCCGCCGUCAGGCUCGUCCGCCGCCGGGUCGUCACUCGCGCUUCGGCGGCACCUACGUCAUCCGGAACAUGAAAUCCGUCUCCGAUCGGGACGUUAUAUGCCACCAGGCCCUGGAGCGCGUUACAUCGAUCGACUUUGACCGGGAGAAGGAGCACCAGAAGCGCUCGCAUCGCCACGUCCAGGAGGAGGCGCAGGUGACCCGCCGCAGUGCGUUCACCGUGAGAUUGUGCCUGCGCGAAUACUGCAUCGAGGUGCUGCGCUCCGCUUACAACACGCUGGUGAGGCAGGUGCGUCGAGUCCUGGAACGCAACGCCGGCUCGUCGAGUCACGAUGACUCCUAUCUAUUGUGGGCCAUACGAUUUUUCAUGGAGUUCAAUCGUUUGAGUGGUCUACAAUUGCAGUUAGUCAGCGAAUCCUUGAGCGUGCAAUGCUUCCACUGGGUCCUGACGCGCAUGCAACAUGACAUGGACAUGAUUGUGAGCGACAAGAAACAGGCGCGUCUCUGGGCCAAGCGACUGCAUGUAGCCCUUUUGACAUUCCGGGAAUUGCUUCAAAGCCUGCUGGCACUGCAAAGGCUAAAGGAUGACAACAACGCGAUGGCCCUCUUCGAUAUGUUAUUGAACAACGUCGGCUAUGUCCUGGAGUAUCGGGAGACGGUGCUGCAUUUGUUAAUGAACUACAAUGAGGCGCACAGCACAAAGGUUUUUCUGCGCGAUGUGGUGGAAACGGCCAACGUUUUCAUUAAAAUGAUGGAGUGCUUCUGCCAGGACUCUGUGGUGGUGCAGGACAAAAGGCGAGGUGGUGGCGGUGGCCGAAAGAAGAAGCAGACGGCGACCAAGUCCAAACCGUCAACUAUUCCACAACCCACUGAGGAAGAAUUGUCGAGCAAAUGGGCUGAACUGGCAACGGAAGUGUGCAGCCUGCUGGCUACAGAAUUGGAAAUGCCGGAGGAUGAGCAGCCGAUGCCCUUUGACGCCGCAUCCGAGAAAUCCAUCGAUGAUCAGCGCGAGGAUUGCAUGAUUCGCAUAAAUAAACUGCUGCGUUCCGAGAAAGUGGACCAGGCCAUCGCCCUUCUUCGGGCUGCCAGGGAAGUUUGGCCGGAGAACGAAGUGUUCGGUGCAAUUUCCGCUGCACCGGAAGACGAGCUGCUGCUCCUGCGUGAGAUUUUCAUGUCCAACAUUACAACAGAAUUUGAAAGCAGCGGUAGCACGGAUAAGUUUUUGACAAGCGCUUUAAAGCGCAUCCAUGGCUGA
Molecule: messenger RNA, 2559 nt
Organism: Drosophila takahashii
Lineage: Eukaryota; Metazoa; Arthropoda; Insecta; Diptera; Drosophilidae
Source: RefSeq, a predicted model, not a curated record